Messenger RNA from Eurypyga helias (sunbittern), 6720 nucleotides. RefSeq names its product nucleosome-remodeling factor subunit BPTF-like. Gene Ontology annotation, molecular function: RNA polymerase II cis-regulatory region sequence-specific DNA binding. Gene Ontology annotation, cellular component: NURF complex. Gene Ontology annotation, biological process: regulation of transcription by RNA polymerase II. The record is from RefSeq and is a predicted model, not a curated record. The annotation marks the transcript as partial. NCBI's taxonomy places the organism in Eukaryota, Metazoa, Chordata, Aves, Eurypygiformes, Eurypygidae. The transcript is spliced from 22 exons.
GACGACGACGACUCUGACUACCCUGAAGAGAUGGAGGACGAGGACGAUGCCAGUUAUUGCACUGAGAGCAGCUUCAGGAGCCACAGCACCUACAGCAGCACCCCAGGUAGGAGAAGACAAAGAGUGCAUCGUCCUCGUUCUCCAAUAUUGGAAGAAAAAGAUAUCCCACCCUUGGAGUUUCCUAAAUCCUCAGAGGACUUAAUGGUGCCUAGUGAGCAUAUAAUGAAUGUUAUUGCCAUCUAUGAGGUACUAAGGAACUUUGGCACUGUUUUACGCCUCUCUCCUUUUCGUUUUGAGGACUUCUGUGCUGCUCUGGUAAGUCAAGAGCAGUGCACACUUAUGGCAGAGAUGCAUAUAGUGCUUUUAAAAGCAGUUUUACGUGAAGAAGACACUUCAAAUACUACCUUUGGACCUGCUGACCUCAAAGAUAGCGUUAAUUCCACUUUGUAUUUCAUAGAUGGAAUGACGUGGCCAGAGGUUCUGCGGGUAUAUUGUGAGAGUGACAAGGAAUACCAUCAUGUUCUUCCUUACCAAGAGACAGAGGACUAUCCUUAUGGACCAGUAGAGAAUAAAAUCAAAGUUCUGCAGUUCUUAGUGGAUCAGUUUCUUACAACAAACAUUGCACGUGAAGAGUUAAUGUCAGAAGGUGUUAUUCAGUAUGAUGAUCAUUGUAGGGUUUGUCACAAACUUGGGGAUUUGCUUUGCUGUGAAACUUGCUCAGCUGUGUACCAUUUGGAGUGUGUGAAACCACCUCUUGAAGAGGUUCCAGAAGAUGAAUGGCAGUGUGAGGUCUGCGUAGCACAUAAGGUGCCUGGAGUAACUGACUGUGUUGCUGAAAUCCAAAAAAAUAAACCAUACAUUCGACAUGAACCUAUUGGAUAUGACAGGCAUAGACGAAAAUAUUGGUUCCUGAACAGAAGAAUCAUUAUAGAGGAAGAUUCAGAAAGUGAGAAAGAUAAGAAAAUCUGGUACUAUAGCACAAAGAUACAGCUGGCAGAGUUAAUUGAAUGCCUAGACAAAGAUUACUGGGAAGCUGAUCUAUGCAAAACUCUGGAAGAAAUGCGUGAAGAAAUUCAUCGGCACAUGGAUGUGACAGAAGACCUUACUAAUAAAGCCAGGGGCAACAACAAGUCUUUCCUUUGUGCAGCAAAUGAAGAAAUUUUGGACAUUAUCAGAGCAAGAAAAGGGGAAAUAGUGGAAGAUAAAAACGCAGCAGAUGAUGAAGGCGAAAAGGCCAAAAGUGAUGUUGAUAAUGACCAGACAGAUCCUGAGAGAGGCAAGGAAGAAUUUGGAGACCAAGAUAAGACUGAGGAAACAUCCACUGAGCAAGAUGAGGAAAAAGUGAAAACAGAAGAGGCAACAGUCGUUGGGGAUAAAAGUAACUCUGUGACAUCAAGCUCUGAUGACAACAGCACAAAUCCUUCUGCAGGAGAGAUUAGUUGCUCUGAAGGGAAGAACGCAAUGGGUUGUCAGUCAGAAACCCUUGAUAGCAACAACGUGGCAGAGAAGAAGGUGGCAUCAGAGCUCCCUCAGGAACUCUCAGAAGAAACUGGUCAGAUGAUUCCUAGCAACAGUAGCAGUGCAUCUGCUGCACCUCUGCACUCAGAUGUUGGAAACAGCAACUGUAGUGAGCUGGCCUCUGGGCAGAAUGACUCCAUUAAGACGCCUGACGAUGCUGAAAAUGCAGAGAGGGGAUCCCAGACUUCAGAGGACACAGGAGAGAAAUCUAUUGGUGAAAGAAGUGAUUCUCCAGGCGCAGGAAAAGGCACGCCAGGUUCGACACGAAUGCUCACAAGAUUACGAAAUCCAGAUAGCAAGUUGAGCCAGAUGAAAAGCCAGCAGGUUGCUGCUGCGGCACAUGAAGCAAAUAAGUUAUAUAAAGAAGGCAGAGAGGUUCUGGUGGUCAACUCUCAAGGUGAAGUCUCCCGCAUGAACGCAAAGAAGGAAGUUGUGAUGAAAGGAAAUAUCAACAAUUAUUUCAAAUUAGGGCAAGAGGGGAAGUACCGUGUUUAUCAUAACCAGUAUGCCACCAAUUCAUUCGCAUUGAACAAGCACCAGCACAGGGAGGACCAUGACAAGAGACGACAUCUCUCGCAUAAAUUCUGCCUGACUCCUGCUGGAGAGUUCAAAUGGAAUGGGUCUGUACAUGGGUCCAAAGUUCUUACCAUAUCCACCUUGAGGCUAACUAUUAUUCAGCUGGAAAAUAAUAUCCCGGCAUCAUUCCUUCACCCUAACUGGGCUUCCCACAGGUCUAACUGGAUUAAGGCUGUUCAGAUGUGCAGCAAGCCUAGAGAAUUUGCACUAGCGCUGGCUAUAUUGGAGUGUGCAAUUAAACCGGUUGUCAUGCUGCCGAUCUGGCGGGAAUCAUUGGGGCACACUAGAUUACGCAGAAUGACAGCAAUAGAAAGAGAAGAAAAGGAGAAGGUGAAGAAAAAAGAGAGAAAACAAGAAGAAGAAGAAACAAUGCAGCAAGCUACAUGGGUGAAAUACACAUUUCCUGUCAAACAUCAGGUUUGGAAGCAAAAAGGAGAGGAAUAUAGAGUAACGGGGUACGGUGGCUGGAGCUGGAUUAGUAAAACACAUGUCCACAGGUUUAUGCCCAAACUGCCUGGAAAUACUAACGCAGAUUACAGGAAGUUACUACCCACAAAGAGCGAAGAUGAAAAAUGCAACUUGGAUAAACGGAAAGGUCCAAUUAAGGUAAAAGUAGAGAAAGAUAGAACAAAGGAUUCUCAUGAUCUGCAAGCAAAAGACAAAGCAGAUGUUUCAGAAACCUUGGAGAAAGUACAAGUGAAAGAAGAAAAGUUGCGUGAAGAAAAAGUAGAAGUUGAUACAGUUUCUGAAAACUUAGAUCAUGCAAAAGCCAAAGUGGAAAAAGAAAUCGAUGGUGAAAAUAAUAAAGUCAUCAAGGAAGAACCUAUGGAUGUAGAUGAUGUGAAAAUGGAAUCCUCCAUAAAAGAUGAAGAUAGUCCUUGUAAGCUGGAUAUAAUCAAUGUCAGCGAGGGAUUUCAUUUAAGGACUUUCUACAAAAGAAAAGUGAAAUCAUCCAAAUUAGAUGGACUACUGGAGAGGCGAAUAAAGCAGUUUACAUUGGAAGAAAAACAGCGUCUGGAAAGGAUGAAACUGGAGGCUAGUGCUAAAACAGGCAUUCGAUCUGUAAGCCCCCAGAAAAGCAUGGAUGAGCUACAAACGAGAAAAGUGAAAGGAGGAAGCCAGUUUGACACGUCUUCCCAAGAUCCAACCUGUAUUUCAGAUAAGACCCAAACCGAAGAUGCAGAACAGGACUGCUUGCCGAUCAGCAGCAUCUCCUGUACCAAAACUGGUGAGCUAGAUGAACCCUCUUUGCCUUUGACACCCCGGAUGUCAAAAAGAGAAGGCCAGCUACUGGAUGAAGACUCGCCUCAGUCCUCUGAAGGUGAAAGCUCCAUUCAGAAUCACGGGAAGGAAGACAGCCCUGAACCUAUGGCUGCUGCUGAGAGUCAAGGACAAGGGGCUCUUGGAGAAUCUGAGACUUCCUCUGAGGGUGGCUUGAAACAAACAAGUGCAGAAGGUAGAAUCAAAUGGAAUACUUCAGAAACAAGGGGAAAACCUUUGAGACAAAAACUACCUUUUACCAGAGUAUCUCAGCGUGAACGUGAAAAUUUAGAACCAGUGGUAACUGAAAGCAGUUGUAGAAAAGAGGAGUUGGUUACUCCUGAAAAAACAGAUUCAGAAGGGAAUUCUGAACAGGAGAGCAAAGAUCCAGAAAACAACUGUACAGUAAAAUGCCGUAUUGAACCAGCGUCCUCUCAAGACAGUGAAAUGGAGGAAGAAAUUGCUCCAGUGAAGACGAAAAGUAAAUCUGAAAAGAGGGUAUUUCACCAAAAAACAGUCAGUAAAGAUCUAGGACCAUUUAAAACAGAGCUAGUUUCUGAAAGAAGCCCUGAAAGUCACGCUCUGGAACACAUGGAUGGGGUAGAAGUUGAUGAGGAUUUACCAAGCUCUAAACUAACUGAGGCUAAUGGUCAAAAGAAAGGUCAGGAACUGAAAGUGGAGACAGGUACCAUAAACAAGUGUCUUGAUCAGACAAAUCUGUAUAGUGUUACUGACAAAAAGAAUAGUAAAGAUGAAGAAACUGAGACAGACUUAGAAAAACAGAAAUCAGCAUUUCAUAUGAAUGGAAAAGACAAAGUGUUAUCAAACAAUGACUGCUUAGUUAAAGAUACCUGUGAAACUAAGGCGGGGGGUGAUAUUGAACCAAAAGUUAAUAAUAUUAAUAAAUCCAUUCCAGAACAGGAAAUAAGACCAUUGACUUUUAAGGAAUCAUCAGUAAAACCAUUCAUGAAUGGUGACAUUAUGACAGAGGACGCAAAGGACAAAAAUAAUGUGGGCUCUAAGUCGCGUCUGCAGAGUUCAUCUGCGUUUGAGUCUGGAGAGAGUCUUCAGCCACCAGAUGAAGUUCCCACGUAUGUGCAGAAAACUGAAGAAAGCCAGCUUUCUCCCAAGAGAUCUGCCUUUGGCUCUGCUUCCACGCCAGCGCAUGCUGUCUGUAAAGAAAAUAACCUGAAUAGUGAAACAGAAUCUAUGGAAACUGAAGCAGCUGAGGAUAAGGAAGUUGCUCCAUCGCCUGUAACUUCAUGUGAGGAAUCUAGCUUGAGCAGUGACUUUGCUGAUCAGAAUGGCAUACAAACAUAUAAAAUGGAAAAUAUUAAUGGAGAAAGUAAAAUAAAAACUGUUAUUACUGAAGUGACUACCACAACAUCAACUGUGUCUACACAAUCCAAAACUGUGUUUAAAGUUGCAGAGACUGUAGCUUCUAAUGAUGAGAAAACAACAGUAGUAUCAUCCACAGAAAAUUGUGCCAUCUCCACUGUAACUACCACCACUACAGUAACUAAGCUUACCACUCCAGCCACAGACAGUAACGUUGAUGUCAUUUCUGUACAAGAGCAUAGUAAAACAGUGGUUACGACAACAGUAACCGAUUCGCUCACCACCCCAGAAGGCACAUCGGUGACUUCCAUGACUGUCAGCAAAGAAUAUUCUACAAAAGACAGAGUCAGGUUAAUGAAAUUUGCAAGACCCAAAAAAACGCGCUCUGGAACUGCCUUACCGUCUUACAGGAAAUUUGUUACCAAAAGCAGUAAAAAAAGCAUAUUUGUUUUACCCAAUGAUGACUUGAAAAAGCUGGCCAGGAAAGGAGGGAUCAGAGAAGUUCCCUAUUUCAAUUACAAUGCGAAGCCUGCCUUGGAUAUCUGGCCAUAUCCAUCCCCAAGGCCAACUUUUGGGAUCACUUGGAGGUACCGACUUCAAACCGUAAAAUCACUGGCCGGAGUGAGCCUUAUGUUGCGGUUAUUGUGGGCAUGUCUCAAAUGGGAUGAUAUGGCAGCAAAAGCCCCACCUGGGGGGGGAACUACACGUACAGAAACAUCUGAAACUGAAAUUACAACAACAGAAAUAAUCAAGCGAAGAGAUGUGGGUCCAUAUGGAAUCCGGUCAGAGUACUGUAUAAGAAAAAUUAUUUGUCCCAUUGGUGUACCAGAGGCUCCAAAAGAAACUCCAACACCCCAGAGGAAGGGACUGCGAUCAAGUGCUUUAAGGCCAAAAAGGCCAGAAACACCCAAGCAAACGGGCCCUGUUAUCAUUGAAAGUUGGGUAGCAGAGGAGGAGUUGGAACUCUGGGAGAUCAGGGCAUUUGCUGAAAGGGUGGAGAAGGAAAAGGCACAGGCAGUUGAACAACAGGCUAAGGUUAGUGAACAGAAGAAGGCAGAGGAAUUCAAGGCCCAAUUGGAGGCUCAACUAAAACACCAACGGUUGGCUGCCCAGCAGAAACGUCUGGAACAGCAGAAGCAGAUACCUGCAGCAGGGGUGACCCCCGUGGUCACUACAGCCAGCAGCACUGCAACUACUGCCUCAACGCCCCAGAAAGUUGUGGUAGGCCCUUUAGCAGGCCCAGUCCCCACUGGAACCAAAGUAGUACUUGCUACAAAAGUGGGUUCUCCAGCUACAGUAACAUUCCAACAGAACAAGAAUUUCCAUCAGACUUUUGCUACUUGGGUUAAACAAGGCCAAUCUUCAACAGCCACUAGCACAGCUGCCACUUCAGCCACAACCAUUGCCAGCACAGGGCAGACCUUCCAGAUCUCAGGCAGUCCAGUAACGAUGGCAGGGAAAGUGAUAACUAAGCUGCCUCUCCCUGCAAACAGCAAGAUUGUUGCCGUCAAUGUGCCAUCAACUCAAGGAGGUGUUGUUCAAGUUCAGCAGAAGGUAUUGGGUAUCAUUCCAUCAACUACAGGUGCAAGUCAAACAUUUACUUCAUUCCAGCCAAGGACAGCAACAGUAACCAUUAGGCCAAAUACUACAGGGACGUUAGGAACAACCAGCACUUCACAAGUAGUACAAGGGACGCCGCUCCGCCCUGGUAUGACAGUAAUACGGACACCACUUCAGCAGCCAACGCUUGGAAAGACCAUCAUUCGAACACCUGUAGUGGUGCAACAAGGUAUUCUUCCAGCCAGUCAGACACAGCAAGUGGUGACUCAAAUAAUCAGGGGUCAGCCUGUCUCCACAGCAGUUUCUAGUACCAGCACAUCAUCUUCCAGUGCUGGCCAAAAGACGGUCACAAGUCCUGGCACAGCACCUCAGCAAGUGCAGCCACCAAGCACACCGCAGCCCCCGCGUCCUCAGCAGGGACAAGUGAAACUCACCAUGGCCCAGCUCACCCAGCUAACCCAGGGACAG